AUGGCUCCAUACUUUUUCAUCGCUAUUGUCGGCAUCCUCAGCCAUGUCUUUUACUUUCGACAUGGCGAGCAUCAUCUCUACGGCCUCACCUAUCUCCUCCUCUUUGUCAUCUCCACCACCGUCGUCACCGUAUUCUUCCACUACAGCUAUGUCCUGGUCUAUCUUGCCAGCCUUUAUAUCAGCCUUCUGAUAUACCGUCUCCUCCUCCACCCGCUGCACUCCUUCCCCGGCCCUUUCCUCGCCCGUAUCUCAAGUUUCUGGUCCAUCUCCCCAAAGCACAAAACACAUAUCACCCUCCAGGCCUUACACAGAAGAUAUGGCCCGAUUGUGCGCACCGGCCCGUCAGACCUCUCCAUAAUCUAUCCGUCCGCCAUCCCCGCCAUCUACGGCCCGCAAUCCCAAUGCACAAAAGCCCCCUGGUACGACAUGGCCUAUCCGUCCCGGCCCCUGCAGAACUGCCGUAACGUCAAAGAGCACAACGCCCGGCGACGAACCUGGAGCCCCGCAUUCAGCGACAAGAUGAUCCGCGGGUACGAGCAGCGGGUCCGGAUCUACCAGCAGCAGCUCAUCGCGCAGCUAACCGCCUUGCAGUCCGUCGACGUGAGCAGGUGGUUCUACCUGUACAGCUUCGACGUCAUGGGCGACCUCUCCUUUGGCCGGGGGUUCGACUGCCUGCAGACCGGCCGGGAACACUGGGCCAUCACCCUGCUGACCUCCGCCAUGAACCAAGUCGGGCUUUUCCUGCCGCCGUGGCUGUUCCUCGUUUUACUCAAAAUCCCGGGGCUGACGAGGGACUGGUGGCGCUUCCUGGCCUUCUGCAGCGAGCGGCUCAACGCGCGCAUGCGCAUGAAGGUGCAGAUACCGGAUAUCAGCGCCUCGCUGCUGGCCCCGCUGGACGGGAGGGAGCCCACCCCGGCCGAGAAGCUGAUGCUCGACGGCGAUGCGCGGCUGAUCAUCGUCGCGGGCAGCGAUACCACCGCCGUAACGCUGUGCGCGAUCCUGUACGAGCUCGUGCGGCAUCCGGAGCAGAUCCGGCGACUGCGGGCGGAGGUCGAGCCGUUUGUUGAUGGGGCGGGGGAGGUGCUUGGGUCGGACGUUGCGCUUUUUGGGCAUCUGAACGGGGUGAUUAAUGAGGCGUUGAGGAUGUAUCCGCCUGUGCCGGGGGCGUUGUGGCGGAAGACGCCCGCGGAGGGCAUUCAGGUGGAGGGGGUGCAUAUCCCCGGCGAGACGACGGUGUUUUGCCCGCAAUAUGCGAUGGGGAGAUCUGAGCUAUGCUAUGUGCGGCCGGACGAGUUCAUCCCCGAGCGAUGGUACAAGGACCCGGACCUGAUCAAGGAUCGCUUGGCCUUUGCGCCGUUUACCACCGGUCCAUAUAACUGUAUCGGCCGACCACUGGCAUUGCUGAAUCUGCGCACUACACUCGUCAAACUGAUAACCACCUUUGAUGUGGGAUUUGCCCCCGGGGAGGACGGACGGGCAUUUGUGCAGCAGGCGCAGGACAACUUUGUGCUGCGAGACUUCUACCAGAUGGGCCUCACAACCGCCGCCAUCAUCGUCAUCGUCAUCGUCGCCUGUCUAGCCGCCGUCUCGCUGGGCGCCGCUCUCACCCGCCAACUCUACCCCGCCGAAGCCUACGAGCGCCGAUUCCAGCCCUCGCAUGACCAGGAGCGGUAUAUGCGGUCGGUGCGGAUGAAGAAUCUGGGGAUCUUUCAUAGGGAGAGUACUCCUGUGAGGAUGGGGAUGGGUGUGGGCAAGGACGUGGAAAGUCGGUCUCAUACACUUCCCUACGAGGUUGUGCUCAGGGAACUUGCCACUCAACUCGAUGAGGGUCUCACCCCCGACGAGGCUGCCCGUCGUCUCCAGACGUACGGUCCCAAUAAACUUGACGAAGGCGAGGGUGUCUCCGUGGUCAAGAUCCUUGUCCGGCAGGUGGCCAACGCAAUGAUGCUAGUCCUGAUCCUGGCCAUGGCGGUCAGCUUUGGCAUCCAGUCGUGGAUCGAAGGCGGCGUCAUCUGCGCCGUGAUCGUCCUCAACAUCGUCGUCGGCUUUUUCCAGGAGUAUGCCGCCGAGAAGACCAUGGAGUCCUUGCAUUCGCUCAGCUCGCCCACGGGGACGGUCUCCCGUGGGGGACAGACGUUUUCCGUCCCCAGUGCGGACAUUGUGCCUGGGGAUAUGGUCGAGUUGCGCACCGGGGAUACUGUCCCGGCGGAUAUUCGUCUGGUCGAAGCAGUCAACUUCGAGACAGAUGAAGCCCUUCUUACCGGUGAAUCCCUCCCCGUCCAGAAAGACUGCGACGCCACCUUCAAAGAAGACACCGGCCCCGGCGACCGGCUCAACCUCGCCUACAGCUCCAGCACCGUCACCCGCGGCCGUGCCCGCGGCGUCGUCAUUGCGACCGGCAUGGCCACGGAGAUUGGGUCUAUUGCUGCGGCCCUGCGCGCGGGAGACCGCCGCCGCCGACCCGUCAAGCGGGGCCCCAACGGCGAGACCAAGAAACGCUGGUAUGUGCAGGCCUGGACGCUGACCGGGACCGACGCGGUGGGCCGGUUCCUGGGUGUCAAUGUGGGGACGCCCUUGCAGCGGAAGCUGUCGAAGCUGGCGAUCCUGCUGUUUGGCAUCGCGGUGCUGUUUGCCAUUGUGGUGAUGGCGGCGAACAAAUUCUCCGACAGCAACGAGGUGAUUCUGUACGCGGUGGGCACGGGGCUGAGUAUGAUUCCGGCGUGUCUGGUCGUCGUGUUGACCAUCACCAUGGCCGUGGGAACCAAACGCAUGGUCGAGCGGAAUGUCAUCGUGCGCAAGCUCGACUCCCUCGAGGCCCUGGGCGCCGUCACGGACAUCUGUUCCGACAAGACGGGCACGCUGACGCAGGGCAAGAUGGUCGUCAAGAAGGCGUGGAUCCCGUCCGCCGGCACGUACUCGGUUGGCACCUCCAACGAGCCGUUCAACCCGACUGUUGGGGACGUCACGUUCACCCCCGUGCCCCCGGUGCGCUUUGACGAGGAGAAGGAGGGUGCGGCCAUCGACGACCUCGAAGCAUCUGCCACCGGUAACCCCCGGCUGGGAGAAUUCCUCAACGUCGCCGCCAUGGCCAACCUGUCGCACGUCUACCACUCCGAGGAAGGCGAGUGGCACGCGCGCGGCGAGCCCACGGAGAUCGCCAUCCAGGUCUUCGCCGCGCGGUUCAACUGGAACCGCGACCGGUGGACCAAGGGCGAUCGUCCCGUCUGGCACCAAAAGGCCGAGUUCCCCUUCGACUCGACCGUCAAGAAGAUGUCGGUCGUCUUCACCCGGUGGGAGGACCAGACCGAACGCAGCAUGGUCUUCACCAAGGGCGCGGUCGAGCGGAUCCUCGACGCCUGCACAACCGUCAUCUGGGACGCGGACUCGUCCACCCCGAUCCCCCUGACGGACGACCACCGCGCGGACAUCCUGCAGAACAUGGAGGAGCUGGCCAAGCUGGGGCUGCGCGUGCUGGCUCUGGCCCACAAACCCUACACCGAGGAGGGCCGGCUGCUCGAAGGGGCCGACCUGCAGCGCGACGAGAUCGAGCGCGACCUGUGCUUCCUCGGCCUGAUCGGCCUGUACGACCCCCCGCGCCCGGAAACCGCCGGCGCCAUCCGCGAGUGCUACCAGGCCGGCAUCGCCGUGCACAUGGUGACGGGCGACCACCCGGGCACGGCCAAGGCCAUCGCCCAGCAGGUGGGGAUCCUCCCCGCGGAUCUGGGCACGGUGGCCGCAGACGUGGCCGACGCCAUGGUCAUGACGGCGGGGCAGUUCGACAAGCUCACGGACCGCGAGAUCGACGCGCUCCCGACGCUGCCGCUCGUCAUCGCGCGCUGCGCCCCGCAGACCAAAGUGCGGAUGAUCGACGCGCUGCACCGGCGCGGCCAGUUCGCGGCGAUGACCGGCGACGGCGUCAACGACUCCCCCUCGCUCAAGCACGCGGACGUGGGCAUCGCGAUGGGCCAGGCGGGCUCGGACGUCGCCAAGGACGCCUCGGACAUCAUCCUGACGGACGACAACUUCGCCUCGAUCCUCAACGCCAUCGAGGAGGGCCGGCGCAUCUUCGACAACAUCCAGAAAUUCGUCCUGCACCUGCUCUCCGAGAACAUCGCGCAGGCGUGCACCCUGCUCAUCGGCCUCACCUUCAAGGACCGCGACGGCCAGUCCGUCUUCCCGCUCGCCCCCGUCGAGAUCCUCUGGAUCAUCAUGAUCACCUCGGGCAUGCCGGACAUGGGGCUGGGCAUGGAGGUCGCCGCGCCGGACAUCAUGGCCCGCCCGCCGCAGACCAAGCAGGGCAUCUUCACCUGGGAGGUCCUCGUCGACAUCCUCGUGUACGGCCUGUGGACGGCGGCGCUCUGCCUCGCGUCCUUCUCGGUCGUGGUCUGGGGCUUCGGCGACGGCGAUCUCGCCCGCGGCUGUAACCGCGACUACUCGGCCGCCUGCGACCUGGUGUUCCGCGCGCGCGCGACCACCUUCGUCUGCCUGACGUGGUUCGCGCUCUUCCUCGCCUGGGAGAUGGUCGACAUGCGCCGGUCGUUCUUCCGCAUGCAGCCGGGCUCGACCAGGUACCUGACGCAGUGGAUGUACGAUGUCUGGCGGAACCAGUUCCUCUUCUGGUCGAUUGUCGCCGGGUUCGUGACGACCUUCCCGAUCCUGUAUAUCCCCGUCCUGAACCACGUGGUGUUCAAGCAUACGGGCAUCUCGUGGGAAUGGGGGAUUGUCUUUGUCGAGGCGGUGCUGUUCUUCCUGGGCGUGGAGCUGUGGAAGUUCGCCAAGAGGGUGUACUUCCGUCGGGUGGGAGGGAAGGUCGACAGUGUACAGGCUUAA
This is a messenger RNA of Aspergillus thermomutatus, 4830 nucleotides long. RefSeq lists its product as uncharacterized. Gene Ontology annotation, biological process: intracellular calcium ion homeostasis; calcium ion transmembrane transport. The coding region runs from base 1 to 4830 and encodes 1609 amino acids. Gene Ontology annotation, molecular function: iron ion binding; oxidoreductase activity, acting on paired donors, with incorporation or reduction of molecular oxygen; ATP binding. Lineage: Eukaryota; Fungi; Ascomycota; Eurotiomycetes; Eurotiales; Aspergillaceae. The transcript has 7 exons. The record is from RefSeq and is a predicted model, not a curated record. Gene Ontology annotation, cellular component: plasma membrane.